Molecule: messenger RNA, 2847 nt
Organism: Lathyrus oleraceus (garden pea)
Lineage: Eukaryota; Viridiplantae; Streptophyta; Magnoliopsida; Fabales; Fabaceae
Exons: 3
Coding region: 2009-2731 (240 amino acids)
Source: RefSeq, a predicted model, not a curated record
AGCUAGUUGAUCGGAGGGGGGUUUAACGCUCCCCAAGUGCGUCUGGAUAAGAAACUCGGGCCUUAAGCCCAAAGAGCAAAUGAAUCUGAGUCCACUGCAUAGGUUCGUGUUAUCUAACCAAGAUAAGCCCCAUAAACUCAGCGAACGACUUUCCCUCACCGUCUCUUGUACAACGGCCUCACAAACGUCACCUUCAAUCUGAGUUCAAUCCUCCCCUGCAAACGCGAAUCACCAGCUUCUUGCGGACGCGAUUCCAAUCUUCAAUUGGUUUAUUACGGCCGCAAUUCCAACCUUCAAUCCGCUUAUUACAGACACAAUUCCAACCACGGUUUUCAGAUGUGUCUUCUGGUGAACAUCUUCUUGGAGGCGCGAUCGACAAGUGGUGGUGGAAGAGGUCCGAAAACGUCGCACACUAACAAAUAAAGCGAGGAUCCGAAGAAUACGUACUCGAAAAGAACUUUGACGCGAUGGCUUUCCGGACUCAACGUCGACGGCCGCUUCGCAGUCUGUAGGUGUCGAUCGUUGAUGACUCUUCUACGUGUGAGAGGAUGAGAGGGAGAGUGCGAGAGUUUGCGAUUGAUGGUGAUGGUGUCUUCUGCGAUUUGUCCAUGCGUUUGUAGAAACAGGUUGAGAGUGAAAAAGGUGUGUUAUGAGAUUGGUUUGCAAGAUAGUGAAGAUGAAGUUUGGUGAAUUAUGGUGAGAAUGAUCCUCCUCGCAGAAUGAACGACGCUGUUGUUUAUAUAGGGAGUUACAGCUAACAGAGUUUCUCGAUCUGUUAGGGAUUGUAGUGUAAGUUAGUUGGAGGUUUGAUUCCGUUAUAAAAUCAUCGGAUGGAGUUAGUUAGCAUCGAUUGGAUGAAUUUCACAUCAGCUAAUGAGCCUUGGGUUGAGUAGCUGUCAAUUGGUGCAACUGGCUUUUUGUUGCCGUUGGUUUUGGUUUUCAUCGCCGUUUUGGAUGUUGUGGAUAUAUACUUGGUUUAUGCAGAUACUCUAUUCUGAUACCUUUCUCAAAUUGCUUUACUGAGAUGUAAAAGGUUUAAUGGUAAAUGGGUUGACACAAUGGAAUUAUUGGUUUGGACAAAAUAGGAUAUAGAUUUUGUUUGGAUUUGGAUAAAUGGUUUGGGUUGCAAUUAAAUUGGAUAUCUACAUGGUUAGUAAUUAGAAAUGGAUUAUUGGAUGAUGAUUUGGAUAAUUGGUUAUGGACAUGGGCUUUGGUUAAUGUAUAUUUAAAUUGAUUAAAAUUGUAAAUUGGAUUGUUUAAAGUAAUUUAAAACUAAUCUAAACAUUAAAAUAGUCAAUUAUAAGAUAAAAAAUCCAAUUAAAAUUAAUUAAAAUCAAUUUCAAAUUGCUUUAAAAUUUGGACCAUUUUGAAAAAUAUAAAAAAUUAAUUAAUUUUAAAUUUGAAUCAAUUCAAAAAUCAAUUAAAAAUUAACUCGAAAUUCCACAAUUUAAUUGAAAUUAAAAUCAACUUAAAAAAUAAAAAUUCACUUAAAAUGAAAUAAAAGAAUCCAAAAUCCAAUUAAAAUCAAUUAAAAUUAAUUUAAAAUUAUAAACAAUUUUGGAUAUAAAGAUGAAGUGGAUCGAACGAACAUACAGGAUAGUCGAUGUUACCAAAGUCGAGAGAUUAUGGACUUGGGGGUGGAUGGUUGACUUUGGUCAACUGGUUGACCAAAAAGUCAAUAGUUGACCUCAGUCAACCAAGAGGCAUGGAUUAGGGGUUUCUAAGUACAGGGUGACAAAUCAAGCCGUAAGGCACAUCAGGAUUAAAACUCCCCCUGAUUAGGGUUUGAAUCAAUUACAAACUUUGAACCUAUAAAUGCUUGUAUUAACAUGAAUGCACGAUGCAUAUGAAUGACACAUGAUUGAAUACAGAUGAAUCUUAGUCAUGGGUCAGGUGAAAAGUGAAAAGGUGAGGGAAAAUUUUGGGGUACGACAAUAACAACUUGAGUUUUUGUGAUGAGGAACUUCCUAAGGAUGGCAGGAAUCACAAUUUGGCGUUGCAUAUUUCAAUGAAUUGCAAGGAAGACGCUUUGUCCAAUGUGUUGGUUGAUACAAGGUCAUCAUUGAACGUGUUGCCGAAAUCAACCUUGUUAAGACUCUCUUAUCAAGACGCCCCAAUGAGGUAUAGUGGUGUAAUUGUCAAAGCGUUCGACGGUUCUCGUAAAACCGUUAUUGGAGAAGUGGACCUUCCAUUGAAGAUAGGUCCGAGUGAUUUCCAAAUUACUUUCCAGGUAAUGGAUAUCCAUCCGACCUAUAACUGCUUGUUAGGGAGGCCAUGGAUUCAUGAAGCUGGAGCAGUGACGUCUACUCUUCACCAGAAGCUGAAAUUUGUGAAGAACGGAAAGUUUGUCGUUGUUGGUGGAGAGAAGGCAUUGUUAGUAAGCCAUUUGUCAUCUUUGACAUAUGUUGAUGCUGAGGAGGAGGUUGGAACGUUGUUCCAAGCCUUAUUUAUUUCUAAUGAGUUAAAGAAAACUAGGGCACCCAUCUCUUAUUUAAAAAAAACGCAAGAGGCUAUUCAGGCUGGCAGUAUUGACAAGUGGGAUCAUGUUGUGCAGGUCGCUGAGAACAAGAACAGAGCCGGACUAGGAAUUCAACCAGGGUCAUUCAGCGCAAAGCCAAAGUUAUGCAACCAAUUUUCUGUAGUGGAGGGUACAUUCAUGAGAAUGAUCAACACUCAGCUGCCACUAUUGAAGACAAUGGUGAUGGAGACGAAGCUUGCGCCAACUUUGUGACGCAUGGCCAAACUUGCAACAAUUGGGUUGUUGUUGAUGUUUCUGUUGUCAUUCACCAUUCUAAGUAAUUUAUUUUUUAUUGUUUUAAGAAAAAUCCUUUUCCUAUGCCUAAGGGA